AUGCCUAUUGAAAAAAUUAAAGCUCGGCAAAUUUUUGAUAGUCGCGGUGAGCUUACUAUAGAAGUUGACUUAAUUACGGAUUUCGGACUUUUAAGAUCUUCUGUAUCAUGUACUCCUUCAUCGAAUCUAAACGAAGCGUUAGAUCUUAGAGAUAACAAUGAAUCAAUAUUAAAUAAUGAUCGUACAGUGAUGAAAGCAAUUGAAAAUAUUAACAAUAUAAUCGCACCAGAAUUAAUAAAGAGUCGAUUAGAAGUUUGUCAGCAACGGGAAAUAGAUUUACUCAUGAAAAAAUUGGACAGCUUAGACAAUAAAUCAAAGCUUGGAGCCAAUGCUAUUAUAGGAGUAUCGAUGGCUUGUUGCAAAGCAGGUGCUGUUAAGAGAGGCGUUCCUCUUUACAGAUAUGUAAGUUUAUUAGCCAAUACUGAACCAAUUAUUCCAGUUCCUAUUUUCAAUGUUAUUAGUGGUGGAAAAUUAGCCGGAAAUUCUCUGAGUUGUCAAGAAUUUAUGAUAAUGCCAACAGGAGCUCAAUCUUUUGAAGAAGCUAUAAAAAUGGGGAUAGAAGUGAUGAAAGUGCUUGAAAAAAUGAUUGCCGAGUCGGAAGAGUUAAAGCUUCCUUUAACUGUUAGUGAUGAUGGAAGCUUCUCUCCUCAACUUGAAGAGGAUACGGAAGCCUUAAGUAUGAUUGCAGAGGCUAUUAAAGCUGCAAAUUAUGAGGGAAAAAUAAAAAUUGCUAUUGAUAUGUCGGCAAGCUCUUUUUGUAAAGAUGGUAGUCAAUAUGAUCUUCAAUUCAAGUCAGAAGAUACAGACCCUGAUGAUUAUUUGGAAGCAGAAGCUUUAAAUGAAAGAUAUCUCGAAAUGUUGUCAGAGUUUCCUCAGUUGAUAUCAAUUGAAGAUCCAUUUGAUCAAGAAGAUUGGGAUAGUUGGUCUCUGUUGUCCGAUAAAAAAAUUCAAGUUGUAGCAGAUGAUUUAACCGCAAUGAAUUUUGAGCGGAUUGAGGAAGCCACAGAGCGAGGAGCAGGAAAUUGCUUAAUAAUAAGAUUGCCUCAAGUCGGGACUAUUACGGAAGCUAUCGAUUGUUUCAAGCUGGCAAGAUCAAAUGGGUGGUCAACUAUCGUGAGUGUAGGUUAUGGUGAAACUGAAGAUAAUUUUAUAGCUGAUUUUGCAGUUGGGUUAUCUGCAGGGCAAUUUAAAGCCGGUGGACUCUGUAGAGGAGAGAGAAUGUCGAAGUAUAAUCAAAUUCUAAGGAUUGAAGAAGAACUCGGUAAAGGAGCUAAGUAUACUGGAGAGAUGUUUAAGAAUCCACUGUCAUCAAUUAAUCAAUCAGAUAAUGAUCAAAAGGAUGAGAAAAAGAAAAAGAGAAGAAAAAAACUUUAA
Messenger RNA from Cotesia congregata, 1374 nucleotides. Lineage: Eukaryota; Metazoa; Arthropoda; Insecta; Hymenoptera; Braconidae. The record is from the annotation of a GenBank genome assembly.